This is a messenger RNA of Seriola dumerili (greater amberjack), 1829 nucleotides long. It is a transcript of the gene mvda, whose product is annotated as mevalonate diphosphate decarboxylase. Gene Ontology annotation, molecular function: ATP binding; diphosphomevalonate decarboxylase activity. The coding region runs from base 128 to 1336 and encodes 402 amino acids. Lineage: Eukaryota; Metazoa; Chordata; Actinopteri; Carangiformes; Carangidae. The transcript is spliced from 10 exons. Gene Ontology annotation, cellular component: cytosol. The record is from RefSeq and is a predicted model, not a curated record. Gene Ontology annotation, biological process: isoprenoid biosynthetic process; isopentenyl diphosphate biosynthetic process, mevalonate pathway.
UCAGCGCUUCAGUAAAGGUUUAGUUAGCGAUAGUGAAGCUGCUAAACACGAGAGGAGUUUGUACACCGUAUUUAAGACUAUUCAGGUGCACUUUUAUCACUGCAAAGGUCGGAUUACAUUCACAGCUAUGCCUGAGAAUAGUAUGGACAAGCCAAACAUAGUUACAUGCGCCGCUCCAGUGAAUAUAGCUGUCAUCAAAUACUGGGGCAAGAGAAAUGAAGAACUAAUUCUACCCAUUAACUCAUCCUUGAGUGUCACAUUGCAUCAAGACCAGCUGAAAACAACCACAACAGUUGCAUCAAGCAGAUCAUUUCAGGAGGAUCGAAUAUGGCUCAACGGCAAAGAAGAGGACAUAACCCAUCAAAGACUACAGUCCUGUCUCAGAGAGAUUCGACGAUUAGCACGGAAGAGGCGUAAUGAUGGAGACCCUGGUUUGGAUUCAACCGGUUUGUCUCACAAAGUCCACAUCUGCUCGGUUAACAACUUCCCCACUGCUGCUGGACUUGCCUCCUCAGCUGCAGGAUUCGCUUGCCUAGUUUACACUCUGGCUCGGGUGUUUGGAGUCGAAGGGGAGUUGUCAGGGAUUGCUCGGCAAGGCUCAGGCAGCGCAUGCAGGAGUAUGUAUGGGGGGUUUGUGCAGUGGAUCAUGGGAAAAAAAGAUGAUGGCAAGGACAGUCUCGCCCAGCAGGUGGAACCAGAGACUCAUUGGCCUGAGCUCCGAAUCCUCGUACUGGUGGCCAGUGCUGAGCGGAAGCCAAUAGGCAGCACCUCUGGAAUGCAAACCAGUGUAGAAACAAGCUGUCUCCUAAAGCACCGGGCUGAGUCUGUUGUCCCGAGCCGCAUGGCAGAGAUGAUUGAAGCGGUGCAGAGAAAGGACUUCACUGCAUUUGCUGAACUAACCAUGAAGGACAGUAACCAGUUCCAUGCCACUUGCCUUGACACAUACCCUCCUAUCUUCUACCUCAGCAGUGUGUCUCAACAGGUCAUCAGCUUGGUGCAUCGGUAUAACAGGCACUAUGGGGAGACAAGGGUGGCCUACACUUUUGAUGCAGGGCCCAAUGCUGUGAUCUUCACUCUGCAGCAGCAUGUUCCUGAGUUUGUCCAGUUGAUUCAACAUUUCUUUCCCUCGGAUACCAAUGGAGGACAGUUUAUUAAGGGUCUUCCAGUUAACAGUGCUUCUAUUUCUGAGGACCUGAAGCAGGCUAUUGGUCUAGAGCCCAUGCCAAAGGGAAUAAGCUACAUUAUUAGUACCAAGGCUGGACCAGGCCCUUGUGUUGUGGAGGAUCCCACUCAGCACCUGCUUGGAUCUGAUGGUUUCCCCAAGAAAACUGAAUGAUGCCCCUGCAGCCCUGAAGACACAAAGUUUCACUGAGCAAUAAUGAAACCAAUUCAGCAGAAAUAAAAAAAAACUGCAUUUCACAUAUGUAAAAAGGUUUUUAUAAUGGCAGCAACACCAGGCACCUCCUUUGCUAUUAUGCGUGCUAAUAUUUCCCCCUUCAUUUCUCAAAUUGGACUAGUGUGUCUUUCUGUCUUUACAUCACACUGUAUGCUUCUAUGUUUAUGCAUAGCUCUCCACAGCUCUCAGUAUCUGGAGGCAGUUAUUGCUGUCGAGUUGAUGAGUGUGACUAAAGGGUUUGCUCACAGACUUGAGCUUGUGCUGGUAGAUAUGGGGUGCCAACAAUGCACUUUCACCACUUCUCUAUGUCUAAGGAGGUUAUUUUACAUGAAAUUGUCACUUCAGUAAUUUUUUUUUCAUUUUCAUCUUUUGAAAACAUACUGUACCAACUUAAGUUAUGUUCAUCUUAUUCUGUAAAACCGAAUAAAGUAUA